GUCGACCAGAAUCCUGUGAACGUAGUAACGUCAAGGGAGCGCUCUCUCUCUCUCUCUCGCUCUUUCUCCGUCUCUCUUUGUGCAUGCUGGAGCCUCCACGGCAAUGGACAUAGGCAGGUGGCCUCCUGAAUCAAUUGCUGCGCCUCCAAAUGCUCCUCCAUAUUCCCACCAUUACCCUCCUUCCCACCACCACCACCUUGCUUCCUCUUCCUUCUCCUACCCUCCUGUUUCUCACCCUCCCCAAUCAAAGGAUCCAGCGGCAGCGGCAUCGGCAUCGGCGGCGACCAAGCUUGCUCUCCACCACCAGGACUACGGUCUCCUGGUGGCCCAGUCCGCAACUCACCAUUACGAGUACGUGGGACAUGCCGAUGCUUCACUGAGGCCUCCUGGUAUCGAGUAUGGCUCUCCUACCGCUGGACUUGGCAACCCCUCUUAUGCGCCGCAGUCAAUUGGGCCGGAGGCAGCGUAUCAGGUCGUCUUUAGUUACCAGGAAGAACCACACAAACAGCAGGCUUUGUUGGCGAAGGAGUCGAUUCGGCAGUACGGUGUUGACCCUCUCGCGUACGCCAACGUGGUGCGAAGCCAGAGUGUCAUUGAUCCUACUGCUGCCAAUGCUGCUGCAGCAGCAGCAGCAGCUUGGAACCAGACAUAUGCUACAUUUUCUAAUGUGUUGCCAAAGAAGCUGAUAAAGAAGAAAAAGAACAAGGUUGUUCAGUCUGCGUAUUGUGCUGUAUGCAAAAUCGAUUGCAACAGCAAAGAUGUACUCGACAAGCAUAAGAAUGGCAAAAAGCACUUGAGGAACAUGACAAAGCUUGAAGAGGGAAAGAAUUCAAAGAAGGGUCUGGCUAAGGCUGCUGCUGUGGAUACCAAGAAGACUCCUCCAGCCACCAAUGAGAAACAAACUGCUAGUGCAGCUCCGAAGGAAGAUUUGGAGAAGAAACGUCAGAAGCUCUUGGAAGGUGGUGCAUCAGCUGCUGAAGUGAGGGUGUGCAUAUUGUGUGGUACUGUUUGCAACAGUAAGACGGUAUAUGAUUUCCACAUAGCUGGCAAAAAACAUGCUGCUCAGUUGAAAAAAUUGGCAGAAGCACGUGCUGUUUCUGGUGUUUAGAACAUCUGCAUCACAGUAAUGCGAUGCCUUUUGGGGGCAACUGAUUCCCAUGAAGCCCAUGGCCUGGUGGAGCUUGUAGUGUUCUCCAUGUUAUUCGCAUUCGGAUUCCUGUAAUUUAUGCUUAUCUACUUCCAUGGAAUUUUAGGUCUUGCUCUGGGAACUAAUGCAGUGCAUGCAGAUUCAAUGUCAGCAAAUGGAGUAUGUGGUAUCCUCCAUUUUAUUGCAGUGCAUGCAGAUUCAGCGUCAGCAAAUGGAGUAUGUGGUAUUCUCCAUUUAUUGGCUUGUUGAUCCUUGUAAUUCAUGCUAUCUGCUUCCAUGGAAUUUUUUCUGUUGGAAACUAAUGCAGUGCUUAUAGAUUCAGUA
This is a messenger RNA of Nymphaea colorata (pocket water lily), 1471 nucleotides long. RefSeq lists its product as uncharacterized. The record is from RefSeq and is a predicted model, not a curated record. Bases 104 to 1108 code for a protein of 334 amino acids. Gene Ontology annotation, molecular function: zinc ion binding; nucleic acid binding. The transcript is spliced from 2 exons. Lineage: Eukaryota; Viridiplantae; Streptophyta; Magnoliopsida; Nymphaeales; Nymphaeaceae.